AUGCACUUGCCGCCCACCUUGCUGCCCGCGCCGCCCUCGCAGGUGCACCAGAGCUACCACCCCGACUGCGAGGCCGCCAUCAACAGCCAUUUCAACCUGGAGUUCCACGCCUCCUUAGUGUGCCUGGCCACGGCCGUUUACCUCGACCGCGACGACGUGGCCUUGAAGCACUUCACCCGGUUCUUCCUGCGCCGCUCCCGCGAGCACAGCAUGCGGGCCCGGUGCCUGAUUCGCCUGCAGACCCAGCGCGGGGGCCGCCUCGACUUCCAAGACAUCAGGAGCCCAGUCAGUGUCAACUGGAAGAGCGGCCUCAAGGCCAUGAAGUGCACCUUGUUCCUGGAAAAGUUCAUGAACCACAGCCUGCUCCACCUGCACCAGCUGGCCAUCGACAAGAGCGACCCCUACCUGCACCACUUCCUGGCAACUCACUACCCCAGCCAGCAGGUGGCGUUCAUCAGGGAGCUGGAGGGUCAUGUCACCAGCCUGAGCAUGAUGGGGGCCCCGGACGUCGACCUGGCAGGGUCCCUCUUUGACAAGCUCACCCUGGGCAACAGCGACAAGAACUGA
This is a messenger RNA of Lagenorhynchus albirostris (white-beaked dolphin), 567 nucleotides long. Its product is annotated as ferritin heavy chain-like. The record is from RefSeq and is a predicted model, not a curated record. Gene Ontology annotation, molecular function: ferric iron binding; ferrous iron binding. The coding region runs from base 1 to 567 and encodes 188 amino acids. Gene Ontology annotation, cellular component: cytoplasm. Lineage: Eukaryota; Metazoa; Chordata; Mammalia; Artiodactyla; Delphinidae. The transcript has a single exon. Gene Ontology annotation, biological process: iron ion transport; intracellular iron ion homeostasis.